AGUUAGCGACCGGACCCGAGACUGGCUGCUGGUCUGUAGUGGGGAGGGCGCGGGAGCAAGAGAGAGUGUGUUGCCAGAGUCGUUUCUCUUCGGAGUCAGAAGAAAUCGAGGGUCAACCCCAGAGGCGACGAACUUGUUGACGCCUCUCGUUUCCGUCUCAGCUUCGGAACGUGGGCUAGGGUUCACCCCCUCACCCCCGCGCCAGCCCUGGGAAAGGGGAGGCAGGAUGGAGUUCAAGCUGGAGGCUCACCGCAUCGUCAGCAUCUCCCUGGGCAAGAUCUACAACUCGCGGGUCCAGCGCGGCGGCAUCAAGCUGCACAAGAACCUGCUGGUCUCGCUGGUGCUCCGCAGUGCCCGCCAGGUCUACCUGAGCGACCCGUGCCCCGGCCUCUACCUGACCGGCCACCCCGGGGUCCCGGCGCCGCCGCAGCAGCCCGGGGAGCCGGCAGCCGGGCCACCCGCGGGCUGGGGGGAGCCGCCCCCGCCGGCUGCCCGAGCCGCCUGGCCAGAGCCUGAGCCGCAGCCGGAGCGCCCUGCCGUCCCAGAAGUGCCACGGGCGGAUGACGCGGAGCCCGCUGCCACGGAGCCGGGCGCCGGGGACACUCUUCAGGGCCGAGAGGCGGAGGCGGCGGAAGCUGCCUGGCGCCGCGUGGAGGGACCGCGAGACACAGCGGUCGUAGGGGCCGGGGGCCCUGCUGGAGCCUCGGACGUCUUCCCCGCGGGGCCCCGGGCAGCACGCCACCCCUGCGGCUGUCCCCCGGGGGACGAGGACACGCCGAGCGCUAACCCCCGCGUGGACGGCUGCCGCGCGCCGCGUCCGGCCGGGGACGAGCCUCCCGCGCCUCCCCCCCUCUGCCCCAGGAAGCGCGGCGCGGCGGGGGUGGGCGGCGGCCCGGCGGGCUGCCCGGUGCCCGGCUCGACCCCGCUCAAGAAACCCCGCCGGAACUUAGAGGAACAGGCGGGCGGGGCGGCCGCGGAGGAGGAAGAGGAGGCGGAGGAGAUGGAGACCGGUAACGUGGCCAACCUCAUUAGCAUCUUCGGUUCCAGCUUCUCAGGACUCUUACGGAAAAGCCCCGGGGGCGGCCGGGAGGAAGCGGAGGGAGAGGAGAGCGGUCCGGAAACCGCCGAGCCCGGGCAGAUCUGCUGCGAUAAGCCGGUGCUGAGAGACAUUAACCCUUGGAGCACUGCCAUCGUAGCCUUCUGAGCCCCCGGGGUCUCCGUCCGGGAAGGAGGUUGAGCAGCGGGCGUCCCGACGAGAGGGCUGGGCCCCUCCCGGCUGCGAGGACGCCCCCGAGACGGUCGGCGCCGAGCGCGAGGGGGAAAUCGGGUGCCGCCGGGCGGCACAGACUGCCCUUGAGCUUGGCGGCCGGCUGGGCCGUGCCUCCCGGGUCUGCUUUUGAGACUCGGGAGUACGGGGCUUAUUGGAAGAGGACGAUCGUGGACUUUUGUGUCUGUGUAUGUCACUUUGUCUUGUUGAGUUGAGACUAUUUUGUCCCCCCCGAAUGCCACACGCCUUCCCCGGGGCGUAGGGGACUGGGGGCAGACAGGGACUUUCCUCUGCCCGCAGCGCGGAGAAGGAAGCGGCUCAAAAGGCCGGGCCCCGGGGAGUUCCCCGUUCGUUCUCGGGGGAGGAAGGGACUUUACACACACCCUUCACAUGAAAGCUAGCACCGCACCGGGGCCAGGAGUGGCGUUUCCUCACAGGAUUUCCUACGACUUGGAGGGAUUUCGUCUGGAGUAGAAACGUGUAUUAUUUCUCUCCCUCCCCACCUUGCUCUCUGAAGAAGCGUUUAUACCCUGUGAUUACUCUGGAAAAGGGGAAUGUUAGCGGCCCUUGUCUUCCCCACAGGGGGAAAAAAAGCCUGAUGCACUUCACAGAAGAGAUCAAGCUUGGAAAUAUGGAGCUUAUAGAGAAAAGAUUUAUUUUGUAAAAUCUCUAGAUCAGAACUACUACACAGUGCUUUUAAAAAGUGUUUAAGGAAACAAAGUUUACAGACAAGCCCUAAGUGGAAAGACGUUAUGGUUUUGUAGAUAGUGACUCCAGUCUUUGUUGUAUAAAGGUUGGGGGAGCUGACAAGGUUUUUGUACAGUAUUUUCUCCUUCGUUGUAUUGAUUUUUGUAUAAAAAUGUAACUUUACGUGUCUAACACGUAUUAAAUAUUUUGAAGCAA
Molecule: messenger RNA, 2170 nt
Organism: Sus scrofa (pig)
Lineage: Eukaryota; Metazoa; Chordata; Mammalia; Artiodactyla; Suidae
Gene: IER5
Product: immediate early response 5
Source: RefSeq, marked validated